UGCUGCUUAAUUCAUCGCAGGAGCGCACAUGUUGAAACGCGCUCGGGUUAUAACGGAAUCUACCCAAAAAAAAAAAAAAAAAAAAAAGAGGAAACCAACACCAGGAGACUUGUUGCUGUCGAAGAGAACAAGGGCAAGAUGAUCGACAGACUGAGCGAGCUCCACGCCAUCGCCGCCAGGCCCCCGGAGGCGGUGGAGUACAGCCUGGCAGGCAAUUGCGAGGACUCGGAGCAGGACGAGUCUACCGCGCCGCUUUUCAGCGUGGAGGAGGCGAUGUGGGGAAUCCGCACGGAGGUCCAAGCCAUGAAGAAGGAGAUGCUGCUCCUCAACAUGGAUGUCACGCGUCUGGGCAAGGAGAGCAGUCGCUUCCUCACCUCGGUGCGGCGCUUCAGCAGCAUCAAGCGGGACGCCAACGCCGUGGGGCGCGGCAUCAAGACCCGCGGGGAGGCCAUCUUCGCCCGGCUGGAGAGGCUGAGAGCGCUGAGCGAGGAGCUGGCGCGGCUGCACGGCGACUCCUCGGCGGUGGCCCGUGUGGCGCGGUGCCAGCACGCCGCGCUGACCGGGAGCUUCCGCCGGGCCAUGACGGAGUACAACCGCGCCGAGAUGGAGCAGCGAGAGAACUGCACGGCGCGCAUCCAGCGGCAGGCGGCCAUCGUGGGGCGGGAGGUGAGCCGGGCGCAGAUCGAUGAGAUGAUGAUGACGGGCAAGUGGGACGUGUUCGCCGGGGACGGGUUACUGACGGCGGAUGCGCGCGGCGCCCGCUCGGCGCUGAGCGAGAUCGAGAGCCGCCGCCGGCAGCUGUGGGAGCUGGAGGGCCGCAUACGGGACGUGCGCGACCUCUUCUUCCAGGUGGCGGUGCUGGCCGAGGAGCAGGGCUGCAUUGUGGACGACAUCGAGGCCAACGUGCGCAACACCCAGGACUACGUGGUUGCCGCCGGUAACCACGUGCGCCAGGCCGUCAGGUACAAGAAGGAGAACCCUUGCAAGAAGAUCUUCUGCUGUUGUUUCCCCUGCUGCCACUGAAGUGGAAAAAAGGCAAAACCCGGAACACGCAUUGUGAUCGUCCGCCGAAGGGAAAUAAAUUGGGAUCAAAUCCAUUUUCCCACCAGGCCUCAUUCGUCGCCAAGGUUAGGGUUGCAAAGUAGGCUUUUCAAGUCUGGGUUAGCGCUUCAAAGCAGGGGUAAGAGUUAGCUAACCUUAACCCCUAACCCAAAGAUUUCAAAUAAUGCUUUCAAAUUGGGGUCUUAAACUCAGGUUUCUAGGAAGGGAUUGGGUUUCAAGACUGGGCUAGAGUUUGUACUAGGUUUAAGGUUUCAAAUUACAGUUUGAAUCAAAAGUUAGGUUUCAAGAGAGGAUUAGCGUCUCACAAAAGGGUUUGUUUUCAAAAUAGUGGUUCAAGCCUGUGUUAGGGUUUCAAAUAAGAAUUUGAUUUCAAAUUUGGGUUCUAAAGUAAGGAUAGGGUUGUUUUGAAAUUAGAGCUUGAAGUCAAGGUUAGGGUUCCAAAUUAGGGUUUCAAGCCUUAGCUGGAGUUUUAGAGUAGGGGUAAGAUUAGAAACAUGAGAGAGGUCCUUGAAGUGACGCUCAGGGCAGUUAGUCACAGGGGAAUUUUUGCACUUCAACUGCGAUGGUUCCACUUCCUCACUUGUUUAUGUGGGCUGCAUUACCGACCGACAAUGGCAUCACUCCAAGUCGACGUAGGUAAGGUUCGAAAGUCAAAGAGAACCUGGACUCUGCGUCGUUCGCAGUGCCUCAAAUUCACAUUCAUACAAAAGAAAAUUAGAUCUGAGCAGGGAGCCUCGGUGGACUAGCGGGACUGGGGGGGGGAGAAAAAAAAAACCUGUACUGUGCAAAAGUUAGCAAUGGUUGCAAAGAAAUUUCAGAACAUUUGGGGGAUGACAAAAAAAAUGUUAAGUGCGCUGCGAAUUUUUGGGUGAAAAUGAACAUUUUGAGAUGGGAUGAAUGUUGAAAACGCAAAAAAACAUUUCGGAUCCAAAGAAAAGCAUUGAAAAGAUUGUAGAAAUAUUUCGGAAGGGAACAAAGAAAAAUAGCUUUGAAACAUUUUGGAUGGAAAGCAAAGCAUUGAAAAUAAGUCCGAAAAAAAUUGGAUGAAAAGACAAACGUUGAAAAUAUGAGACAAAAAUUUGAAGGAAAAGAAAAAACAAUUUUUGGGAUUAAAAUAAUUUUUGGGCGAAAAAUACUUCAUGGGAAAAGAAAAAAAAGAAAGCCUUUACAAAAAGUGAAAUGUUAAAAAUAUUUAAGGCUUAAAUUCUUUUACAGAUAGAUCUUGGUUCAACAUAAAAAUGCAGCAAUUUCCUCGGAAUUUUUUUUUAUGAUGAAAAAAGUAGAAAACAUUUCCCCAAAAAUAUUGAUGAUUAUACAUAACUUGAUAUUGAAGAGAAAUAAUUAAACAUAUCAAAAUAAUUUAUGCAUGACGAGGUAAAUAAAUAUGACAAUGCCCCCAGGGGUAAAAGCCCUUUUAUUCUUUUUAUUAAAACGCUUGAAAAGAUGGCAUCCUGUGGUGAAAGCACACUUCACAGCUCGAGUGAAAACAAAAGUUUAGAACACCAGUGAGAAAAUAAAGAGUACAAAUAAAAACAAAAUGGAGGUUCACACAUUUAAACAAAAACAAAAAAUGGAGGUACACACACACACACACACACACACACACACACACACACACACACACACAGUUUAACAUCACACUGUGCCUGAGAACUGAACACUAUUAAUAGACUCGUCGCUGUCGGGCAGAAACCAUGUAUGCGCAAACACAGUCAAUUUCAUAUUCUCCCCCCUCCCAGAGAUCAAUACUGUUAUUUUGACUCAUGAGAAGUGCUGUAAAACUCCGCCUCUUUCCACACUCUGCGGGAGCGGGGCGGCAUUAUGUCGCCUCAAGAUUGAAAGUCGGGAUGCUUUUCAAAACAAUACGAGUGAAAAUAAUUAUGAUAGAUACAUUUGCGUAAGCCUGUUUUGUUAUAAAUUGAUCGCUCUAAUGCACCGACCGGUCCAGAUGGAACUGGUUGGUCGUCCCCAAAGGUACGUUUACGCACCGAUUCACUUCCGCAUAUUAGACUGCUUAGUCAGCUCACCGUUUUAUGCACUGCGUCUAAAAGCUUUGGAAAAAGAGUUUGGGGAAGGUGGUGUAACCACAUUCGUUUGCUUUUGUAAAGUAUUUUAAAGGCUUUUUUGUCUGGUCGGUGCGUCAGUUGCAGACUUGAUCGGACUGCUGGUGCCGUGUCCUACCAUUUUAAUCAAUGACCGCGUACUAAAUUAGCCCAUUUUAUUUAUUAGCAUAUUUAGGGCUGGUGGUGUGUUGAUGUUAGUGCACAACGGUGUAUGGGAGCAAUAUUAUGGUCGAAAACCAACUUGAACGAAACGGUGUUUGAUAACUCGAACAAGAUGGCUGUUUUCUGAUUUUCUUGAAAAGUGGUCAUUUUGGAGAUGUGAGGAUGCAGCCCGACAGCGACUGACAAAAAAAAAAAAAAAAAAAAAAAAAAAAAAAAAAAGUUGAGAACCCACAUGCAUUAAUAAUAACAAUAAUGACUAAACAUUUUACAGUACAUGCUUCAAUGUGCAAAUUCAUAAUUCACAAAAAUAAAAAUACUCAUCUGGAUUUUAGGGAGGCAGCUUUCAGAGUACCAGUAAAAGUAUAAAAAAAAAAAAAAUAAUAAAACCCUCACUCCUUUCU
Phycodurus eques (leafy seadragon) is the source of this 3688-nucleotide messenger RNA. RefSeq names its product syntaxin 11a (gene stx11a). Lineage: Eukaryota; Metazoa; Chordata; Actinopteri; Syngnathiformes; Syngnathidae. Gene Ontology annotation, cellular component: SNARE complex; plasma membrane; presynaptic active zone membrane. Gene Ontology annotation, biological process: synaptic vesicle fusion to presynaptic active zone membrane; exocytosis; intracellular protein transport. Gene Ontology annotation, molecular function: SNAP receptor activity; SNARE binding. The transcript has 3 exons. The record is from RefSeq and is a predicted model, not a curated record. The coding region runs from base 139 to 1023 and encodes 294 amino acids.